AGUCAAUUUCACUUCAUUUUUAUGUCGUUUUAUAUUCUUUAUGGAAAAGAGCAAAGAAAUCUCUUCUUAAUCCAACAACACAAAUUUAAGUGUAAUUGCUAUAAAAUCCGACUUCCCCUGAUAAUAAAUUUCAAUCUCAAUGUGAGAUAAAGUGUGUUUUUGUAGCUCUCUCUGCAACCUUGCAGAAGUGGAGUUGAACAGAGAGGGAGGGAGGAGGAGUAGUCGGCGUUUCCCUCCAGACAUACAUCAUUUCAACCUGCAGCUGCUGCCACGGACAUGGAGACUACAGCACUGCAGGAAUAACUGAGUCCACUACAGGAUUCAAUUUACGGACUUUCUCCUCUCAAGGAGCGCCGGUAUUGGUGCCGCUAAUAAUGUGCCGGAGGAGUUCAGUCUUGCAGCUGUCUCUGGGCUAAACCUGCCAACCUUGAAACGGGAGGUCGGUUCGGACGGCCACAACGUCUUGGUACCGCUUCUGCAGCAGCAAACCGGAUCUCACGUCCAACCUGGAGACAUUUUUUUUUUUUUUUUUGCUGCAUUCACGAUGAUCUGAGCGUGACUUCUUGGCGCUGAGUAGAGGCGAUCCUCCUCUCUCGCUCUUUCUCUCUACCCCCUUCCUUCCUUCCUUCCUUCCUUCCUUCCUUCCUUCCUUCCUUCCUUCCUUCCUUCCUUCCUUCCUUUCUCUCUCGCCUCCCCCUCCUCCCUUGCCCGCCUUUUCUUUCUCUCUUUUCUUUUCGCGGGUUCAGCACAGGCUGCCCAGUCACUGAGCCGCUGUUUUCCAGCGCCGGGGAAGCCGACAGCGAUGGGACGACUCGGUUUCAGCACCACGGAGAGCGCCCGACUUUCACCGUUCAGUGUGUUGGGUGUGCUGCUGGCGCUGUCCGUGGUGCUGGCGGAGCAGGAGGGGGAGAACCUGUCCGGUCUCUCCAACAACCCGGACAAAGCGAUCUUCGCGGUCCGGGAGAACAGCACGACAUGCCUGAUGGUGGAAUUCGCCGUGAAAUUCCUCGUGCCAUAUGACGUGCUCGCGCUCAACGGGAUAGACCUGAUCACCGAGCAGGCGUCCUUCAUUCUGCCCCGGAAUGCAGAAAUCGAGGGGAAAUGUGGUAGCACCGAGUCAGAAAUCCACAUCUCCUGGAAGAAUAACGCCUACACGCUCCGCAUCUACUUCUCUAAGGAGUUCCGUGACAAGGGCAUCGAGGUGUGGAAGAUUAGCAGGGUCCAGUUCGUCUACGACACCUCGGAGACAUCGCAUUUCAUCAACGCGUACAACCCUGGGAAACACACAGCCAGUACCCAUCUCCUCUCGGCCCUGGUGACCCCCGCCGGCCACUCCUACUUGUGCACGGCCCAGCAGACCCUCACCCUCAUCUCCAGCGACCACCAGAAGGGCGUCACCGUCUCCAUGUACGACAUCCAGAUCCAGCCCUUCGACAUCGCCUCCGACUUCAUGUUCAGUGAACCCUACAAGUGCAUCACCGACCAGCGGGAGCGCCUGGAGGAGACCCUCCCCCUCGUCCUGGGCCUCAUUCUGGCCCUGAUAAUCGUCAUCACGCUCACCGUCUACCACUUCCACCUGAAGCUGACGGCCAACCAGCCCCAGCUCCCCAGAGAUCGCUCCAUGUACAAGAACAUGUAGUCGCCCGCUGCGUCGGCUCCGUCAGCUCUCUCCAAAGCUAAAACCUGAUAACAGACUCGUGUCCUCGACGUCCCAGGCCUCUAACACCACAGAGGAUGUUGCCCCGGCGCUGAACUGAAUCCCUGAUUGACACGUGUGUAGCCUGUACAAGUUACUGCCCACUGGAACUUUUUUGAACAGCUAAAACACAAGUUAAAGGGACAGCUUGGGGCCUAGCAUGGAUGUAGUUGGAGGGAAAACCCACCAAAAUUUACCUUGUUGCCGAUUUGAAUCCUAACGCCAUAACUAGUCUGCAUUUCACAGCUUAGAGUUUCAAUGAAAAUACAAAAAAAUAUACAGAUUUUCCUUCAGAUUGGUGGCUGGUAGUCAUCUAAACAUCUUGAGUUGACCUGUUUUUUCCAUCACAUAACAGCACCUAGCUUAGCACUACUCCCUGAGCUUCUGGCUGCUUUCAUUCGCCACCUUCUCCUCUUCUCUCUGAAACUGCUGCUAAAUAAUUUCAACACCCUUCGUCGGUUCUGUAUUUGCAAACCUCGCUAUACAUUUUGCCUUUUAUUUCCACCUUUUGAAUGCAACCAUAGUGACAGUGGACAGUCUUGUAGUGUGCAGUGCAGUGGCAUUCAGAGUCGCAAUGUUUUUGCUUUGACUUCCAAUCUUUUAUCCACAACGAUGUACGGAACAUAUCAAAAGGAAGAAAGAAACGCAUGAACAUCUGAUACAACUCAGAUGAAGAAUUCAUGAGAACGUCACAAGAGAGUGUUUAUGAAAAUGCAAGGAAGUUAAUAAAGAAUAAAAAUAAAUAGAUGUGUAAGAUAUUUUCAGAAUCAAAGUCUAUGCAUAAACCUCUGCUGAUGCAAUCUUGUGCAGUAUUCUUCUGUUCUGUUUGAAAUAAAUUGCUGGGGUCAUCUCUA
Acanthochromis polyacanthus (spiny chromis) is the source of this 2550-nucleotide messenger RNA. RefSeq names its product lysosomal associated membrane protein family member 5 (gene lamp5). The transcript is spliced from 6 exons. The coding region runs from base 803 to 1639 and encodes 278 amino acids. Gene Ontology annotation, cellular component: membrane. The record is from RefSeq and is a predicted model, not a curated record. NCBI's taxonomy places the organism in Eukaryota, Metazoa, Chordata, Actinopteri, Pomacentridae.